AUGGCCGCGGCUGAUGUUCAAGCCCCAUUCUACCCAGGCCCUCCGGGCCAACCGGACAUUGGAUAUGCCCCUGAUUAUGGCAGCUUUGUCGCCAGAACAAAGCGACGCCAAGAGCAGGAGAAUCUCGACAAGUAUUUGCCUACAGGCUUCCCGCAGAAACUAGAGUCGAAGCUGGUAUGGGAUGGAAAUACCUUGGCUCAGCACUACGACUGGAACUACGUCUUGACAGACGCUGAUAAGAAAGAAAUUGAUGAUGCUCUCGGGCACUUCAAGUCCUCGGAAAAGCCACUUGGAGACAUCAGUCAGGAGACAUUUCCCUUACUACACCUUCACAAAACUCUGCGUGAGAUCUCGGAAGAGAUUCACAACGGUCACGGCAUCAAGGUCAUACGUGGCGUUCCAGUAACAAAGUAUACUCGCGAAGAAAACGUCAUCAUCUACGCCGGAAUCUCCUCCCACGUGGCUCCGAUCCGCGGCAGACAAGACAACCAGUUCCAAGGCGAGCCUGCAGACGUUGUUCUGGCACAUAUUAAAGACCUCACUAAGAUAGUUGACCCCCAUAAGAUUGGAGCACCGGCCUAUACGACUGACAAGCAAGUCUUCCACACCGACUCGGGUGAUGUAAUUGCGCUCUUUGCACUCGGCGAAGCCGCUGAAGGUGGUCAGAGCUACCUCUCGAGCAGUUGGCAUGUGUACAACGAGCUGGCUAGGACAAGGCCCGAUUUGAUCCGCACCUUGGCUGAGCCUUGGAAUGCCGACGAGUUCGGAAAGGACGGUAGAUCAUAUAGCACCAGGCCCUUGCUUCAUCACCAGCCAGCAGCAGACGGUAAGCCCGAGCGCUUGAUCAUUCAAUAUGCCAGACGCAGCUUCACGGGCUACUGGGGUUUGCCACGGUCCUCCGACAUACCCCCCAUCACCGAAGCGCAGGCCGAGGCUCUCGACGCGCUACACUUCCUCGCCGAAAAAUAUGCCGCCCACUUGAACUUUCAUCAAGGCGACAUCCAGUAUGCCAACAAUCUGAGCAUAUUCCACGCCCGUGGAGGCUUCAUAGAUUCUGAGGAAAAGCAACUAUGGCUCCGGGAUCCUGAGCACGCAUGGAAGACGCCUAAUGCCUUGCGGGAGCGGUGGGAUCGUGUGUACUCGGGUGUCACGCCUGAGAAGUCCGUGUUUCCUCUAGAGCCUCAGAUUCGCAGUGCCAGUCGAGGAGAAUUCAAGCCUGACGAGAAGGCAGCGCCGACUUUAUGA
Molecule: messenger RNA, 1245 nt
Organism: Colletotrichum fioriniae
Lineage: Eukaryota; Fungi; Ascomycota; Sordariomycetes; Glomerellales; Glomerellaceae
Source: RefSeq, a predicted model, not a curated record